Molecule: messenger RNA, 975 nt
Organism: Capronia epimyces CBS 606.96
Lineage: Eukaryota; Fungi; Ascomycota; Eurotiomycetes; Chaetothyriales; Herpotrichiellaceae
Product: lactoylglutathione lyase
Exons: 2
Coding region: 1-975 (324 amino acids)
Molecular function (GO): lactoylglutathione lyase activity; metal ion binding
Source: RefSeq, a predicted model, not a curated record
AUGGUGGACCAGACGAAAUGGAAGUUCAACCACACGAUGCUCCGGGUGAAAGAUCCCCAGAAGUCGCUGGAGUACUACAAGCUACUAGGGCUGAGCUUGAUCAAAAAACUCGAAUUCCCAGAAAACAAAUUCGAUCUCUAUUUCUUGGCCUACGACGGCCCCAAUUCUGCGUCUCAAGGCGCUCACUGGAGUGACCGUGAAGGCGUACUCGAACUGACACACAACUACGGUACCGAGAGCGAUUCGUCAUUCAGCAUCAACAAUGGCAACAAGGAGCCGCAUAAAGGGUUUGGCCAUGUCUGCGUGAGCGUGGACAACAUCCAAGCGGCAUGCAAACGCAUCGAAGAUGCCGGGUACAAGUUCCAGAAAAAGCUGACGGAUGGGCGCAUGCGUAGCAUUGCUUUUGCUCUCGAUCCCGACGGGUACUGGGUGGAGAUCAUCGGGCAGAAGAACGUGGACGAGACAAAGGACAUCACCACCACAGACACGUCGGCAUAUCGGUUCAAUCACAGCAUGAUCCGAGUCAAGGACCCCGAGAAGAGUCUCAAGUUCUACCAGGAGGUCUUGGGCAUGACCCUGCUGCGUACGUCGGAGCAAAAAGAGGGGGGCUUCACACUUUAUUUCCUGGGAUAUCCCGGGUCCUUCAAGGUCCCGAAACCGGAAGACACCCCGAACGGAGUCAACCCGCUGGCUGAGAAGGAAGGGCUGCUCGAGUUGACCUGGAACUAUGGGACGGAAAAGCAAGAGGGGAAAGUGUACCACAACGGCAAUGACCAGCCUCAAGGUUUCGGGCAUAUCUGUGUCAGCGUGGAUGAUGUGGAGCAGGCCUGCCAGUUCUUCGAGGAGAAGAAGGUGAAUUGGAAGAAGAGGCUGACAGAUGGCCGGAUGAAGAAUGUCGCCUUUAUUUUGGAUCCGGACGAUUACUGGGUUGAGAUCAUCCAGAACGAGCAAUUGAAGAAGACCAGUGACUGGUAG